This is a messenger RNA of Amblyraja radiata (thorny skate), 2734 nucleotides long. It is a transcript of the gene gusb, whose product is annotated as glucuronidase, beta. Gene Ontology annotation, biological process: carbohydrate metabolic process. The transcript is spliced from 14 exons. Gene Ontology annotation, molecular function: carbohydrate binding; beta-glucuronidase activity. The record is from RefSeq and is a predicted model, not a curated record. The coding region runs from base 20 to 2020 and encodes 666 amino acids. NCBI's taxonomy places the organism in Eukaryota, Metazoa, Chordata, Chondrichthyes, Rajiformes, Rajidae.
GUCAUCAUGUGACGGCAUCAUGGCGGCGGGGAGAUGCUCGGUGUCGCCGCUCCCGCUCCCGCUCUCCCUCCUCCUCCUCGCCUCGACCGCCGCCGCCCUCAGUCCCCGGGACAGCGCGUCCCGAGAGCUGAAGCAACUGGGCGGCCUGUGGAGCUUCCGGGCCGAUCGCUCCCCCAGCAGGGAGCAGGGCUUCGAGGAGAAGUGGUUCAGCGGCGCUGCAGAGACUGGGCCGGUGAUCGACAUGCCCGUUCCAGCAAGCUACAAUGACAUCACACAAGAUCCCAAUCUGAAGAAUUUCAUCGGCUGGGUGUGGUAUGAGAAUGAAGUGUGGGUGCCUAGAUGUUGGAUCUCCCCAGAAGCUGGGAAGAGAGUGGUCCUCUAUGUUGGAAGUGCCCAUUAUUUCGCAGUUGUUUGGGUGAAUGGUAUUCAGGUUGCCUUCCACGAAGGGGGCCAUCUUCCUUUUGAAGCUGACAUCACUAAAAUUAUUCAGAGUAGUCCAUCUCUUCAGCACAGAAUCACUAUCGCAGUAAACAACACACUUACGCCUUAUACUUUACCUCCAGGCAAAAUUGAAUACAUGACGGAUACAAAAAGGUAUCCUCGUGGUUAUUUUGUGCAGAUCAUCCAAUUUGAUUUCUUCAAUUAUGCUGGGAUUCACAGGCCAGUUCUACUAUACACCACACCGAAUGUCUACAUAGAAGAUGUAACGGUUGUAACAGACGUCGUGGGUGUUACAGGAUUUAUAAAUUACAAAGUGUCCAUAAGUGGAAGCACACAUUUUACACUGUCACUAACGUUGCGUGAUCACAGAGGGCAAGUUGUUGCUUCUAUCAUCGAUGGACCUCCAUUUGGAGAACUUAAACUACUUGAUCCUAACCUGUGGUGGCCAUACCUGAUGCACGAGAAUCCUGGGUACCUUUACAACCUUGAGGUACAUAUGAAGAGCAAAAAUGAUAACACUCUGUAUGAAGAUUUUUAUACUUUACCAGUUGGAAUUCGCAAGGUCCAAGUUACCAAGACCCAGUUCCUUAUCAAUGGAAAGCCAUUCUAUUUCCAUGGAGUAAAUAAGCAUGAAGAUUCAGAUAUGCGAGGAAAAGGCCUUGACUGGUCAGUGAUUAUCAAGGACUUUAACCUUCUUCGAUGGCUGGGAGCAAAUUCAUUUCGUACGAGCCAUUAUCCAUAUGCAGAGGAAAUUAUGGAUUUGUGUGACAAGUAUGGGAUUGUGGUCAUUGAUGAGUGUCCAGGCGUGGGCAUCAAAAAUCCCCUGAGCUUUGGCAAUAAAUCCCUCGCUCAUCAUUUAGCUGUAAUGAAAGAGUUGGUGCAUAGAGAUAAAAACAGGCCCUCGGUGGUAAUGUGGUCCGUAGCUAAUGAACCUGCAUCUGCGUUACCUCAAGCAGACCACUACUUCAAAACUUUAAUUGCAUCAACAAAAGCUAUGGAUCCAACCAGACCUGUCACCUUUGUAACAGACACUGACUACGAGACUGACAAAGGUGUCCAGUACACUGAUGUUAUUUGUGUGAACAGCUAUUUUUCCUGGUACCAUGAUUCUGGCCAUUUGGAGAUCAUUCAAUUGCAACUUGCCAAUCAGUUUGAGAAUUGGUAUAAAAAAUACCAAAAGCCAAUUAUUCAGAGUGAAUAUGGAGCGGAUACGAUAGCAGGACUGCACAGUGAUCCACCAGUAAUGUUCACAGAAGAAUACCAGCGAGCUGUAUUGCAAGAAUACUUUAAAAUGUUUGAUGAAAAAAGGAAAGACUACUUAAUCGGUGAACUAAUUUGGAAUUUUGCAGACUUCAUGACUGCCCAAUCCGUAACACGUGUGGAUGGAAACAAGAAAGGGAUCUUCACUCGUCAACGGCAACCCAAAAUGGCAGCCUUCAUUCUUCGGGAUCGCUACUGGAAACUGGCAAAUGAGGCCAGAAACAUUUCUCAGAGGUUCUAUUGCCAGUUUCAAAAUGAAGAACAGGACAUCUGCCAAAGGGAUGAAAAAACAUGUGCAGCCAAGCCUUCAUUUCAAUGACGACCCUAUCCCCUGUAAAAUAGGUAAGAAAAAAUCUAGUUGGAAGCAGAUUUUUACCAAACCAACCUUGCCUAUCUGGUGCUCAUUUGCAAUUAUUUUCCCAGCCUGGUAAAAACAACACUAGGAAUUGUAACAGGUCAAAUGGAAUCAAUACCUCAACAGUUUAGCUUAGAAAUACAGCGUGAACACCAAUACACCAAAGAACCCUUUGGCCCACCGAGUCCACGCCAGCCAAUGAUCCCACACACUAGGGGCAAUUCACAGAAGCCAAUUAAUCUACAAACCUGUAUGUCUUUGGAAUGUGGGAGGAAACCCAACCAGUCACAGGGAGAUCGUAAAGAUUAUGGUCAAGAUUGAGUACGUGUCUCUGGUGCUGUAAGGCAGCAACUCUACUGCUGCGCCACUGGGCCUGCCUGUUUUGUAUAAACUAUUUUAUAGGAUUUUUUCAAAGUGAUACUGAAGUAGCAGUAGACCAACCUUAAAUAAAAAUUCAAAUUAUAAUUUACAUAAGGUAGAUGAGAUUGGUGUUAGCUUUUGUUCAAAAAGCAUAUUCAAGGGCAUCUUUAAUGAACUUUUUCUAAUAAAGCUGUUUGACUUAAGGGGCUGUCCCACUGCGGCGACCUAAUCUGCGAGUUUAGAAGAGUUGGCUCUCGACUCAAACUCGCAGCAUGGUCGACCCGUGGUCGUAGGAAGUCUUUGUAACUCUCCUUCAUG